GAGAGCCCCAUGGGGGGGAAAUAAAAGGAGCAAAGGUGAACCCCACUGCAAAGGAGCACGAGGCAAUGCCAGGACGAGAGAAUUGGAGUGACCUCGGUGAUUCUGAGUGAAUCAAUCAGGGAGGCCUUCCUGGAGGAGGUGGCCCCGGACCAAGGACUGCCCUUCCCCCGGCUCAUUGCGCCCCCUCGCUUCUGGGAUCCGCUGAGGCCCCCAGGUGUAGCCACCACACCCUACCGAGCUAUUUCUGGGGUUGGGCCCCCCACUCAGAGCUGACCCAGCCAGGGUCCCCGUGGGUUCCCGAGGAUGCGGCUCUUCCGCAGACGCCACAUGCACCUGCGCCUGGCCAUGGUGGGCGGGGCCUUCAUGCUCUUCCUCUUCAUCCUGCACCGGGAUGUAAGCAGCUCGGAACAGGCCACCGAGAAACCAUGGCUGAAGUCGUUGGUGAGCCAGAAGGAUCACGUCCUGGACCUCAUGCUGGGGGCCAUGAACAACCUUAGAGAUUCGAUGCCUAAGCUCCAGAUCAGGGCUCCAGAGCCCCAGGAGACAGCUGUCUCCACAAACCAGUCCUGCUUGCCUGGGUUCUACACCCCAGCUGAGCUGAAGCCCUUCUGGGAACGGCCACCCCAGGAUCCCAAUGGCCCCGGGGCAGAUGGGAAAGCGUUUCAGAAGGACAAGUGGACCCGCCUGGAGACCCAGGAAAAGGAAGAAGGCUAUAAGAAGCACUGCUUCAAUGCCUUUGCCAGUGACCGGAUCUCCCUGCAGAGGGCCCUGGGGCCAGACACCCGACCCCCUGAGGUUGGUAUCAUGGUCAGGCCAGAGGCCCAGGGAGACCGUGACAGUAAAAUGACCGGUUAUGAAAUUCUAAUUGUGAAGGAGGAGGAGCUCAGGGCCUGGGACCAGGACCUGGCACGAGGGUAA
Molecule: messenger RNA, 918 nt
Organism: Leptonychotes weddellii (Weddell seal)
Lineage: Eukaryota; Metazoa; Chordata; Mammalia; Carnivora; Phocidae
Source: RefSeq, a predicted model, not a curated record